AUCCAAUAUUUAUCCCUUCGUAGUUUUCAACACAUUUCACAUCCUUCUCUCUCUCUUGAAACGUUUUAGUUUCAAAACGAACACAUCAAAAGAACUAAAAAAGCCCUAGAAACAGGACAAUCUUUUGAUCUCUUACUCGUUUUCUGAUUACCUAAUUUAUUACUUGUUACUAAUCAUUUAUCAAGCAAGAUGAUUAAUUUUGAGGCAACGGAGCUGAGGUUAGGGCUGCCGGGUGAGAAUCACGGAGGAGGCAUGGCUGCGAAAAACAACGGCAAAAGAGGAUUCUCUGAGACCGUUGAUCUCAAAUUGAAUCUUUCUUCUACGGCUAUGGAUUCAGUUUCUGAACUUGAUUUAGUGAAUAUGAAGGAGAAGGUCGUGAAACCACCGGCCAAGGCACAAGUUGUGGGAUGGCCACCGGUACGAUCUUUCCGGAAAAACGUCAUGUCAGGCCCAAAGCCAACCACCGGAGAUGCCUUCCAAGCAACGGAAAAUACUUCCAGCAGCAACGGAGCCACCUCCUCUGCCUCCAUUGGUGCUACCGCAGCUUACGUGAAGAUUAGCAUGGACGGUGCACCGUACCUAAGAAAAAUUGAUUUGAAACUCUACAAAGCUUACCAAGAUCUCUCCGAUACAUUAAGCAAAAUGUUCAGCUCUUUUACCAUAGGCAGCUAUGGACCGCAAGGAAUGAAAGAUAUUGUGAAUGAGGGUAAAUUGAUCGAUCUUUUGAACGGAUCAGAUUAUGUUCCAACUUAUGAAGAUAAAGAUGGAGACUGGAUGCUUCUAGGAGACGUACCGUGGGAGAUGUUUGUUGAUUCAUCAUGCAAACGCAUAAGAAUUAUGAAGGGAUCAGAAGCAAUCGGACUUGCUCCAAGGGCUUUAGAAAAGUGCAAGAACAGAAGAUGAGAGCGCUUGGUGACAUUUUUAAGAUUGUCCAAAAAAGGAAGAAGGACCGGUUUGAUCCGGUUGGAUGUCUGAAACCGAAAAUCCAAACCGGCUCGAACCUACAGUUCUGAGCAGGGAGUUUGCGUAUAGUUAUCAUAAAUAAUAUUUUUGGGUAUUCGAAUAAAUAAUAAAUUGUUGUGAUGUAUCACAUGCUAUAAAUUAAACCGUUUUUGUUACAUGCAUUAUGUUAUGUACAUAUAUAAAUGUGUUUUUUAUUAGGUUGCAUCUAUGUUUUGAACAACUUUUUUUGUUUUUACGCAUUUGUAUUUGUCUAUAUGGUAAAUAUCCGUUAAGACAUCUUGAUGUGUUACUUUGACGUGACAAAUUA
Messenger RNA from Brassica oleracea var. oleracea, 1270 nucleotides. RefSeq names its product auxin-responsive protein IAA16-like. Gene Ontology annotation, biological process: regulation of DNA-templated transcription. Lineage: Eukaryota; Viridiplantae; Streptophyta; Magnoliopsida; Brassicales; Brassicaceae. Gene Ontology annotation, molecular function: protein binding. The coding region runs from base 190 to 903 and encodes 237 amino acids. The transcript is spliced from 5 exons. The record is from RefSeq and is a predicted model, not a curated record. Gene Ontology annotation, cellular component: nucleus.